Amyelois transitella is the source of this 6883-nucleotide messenger RNA. RefSeq names its product dnaJ homolog subfamily C member 16 (gene l(3)80Fg). The coding region runs from base 281 to 2740 and encodes 819 amino acids. The record is from RefSeq and is a predicted model, not a curated record. NCBI's taxonomy places the organism in Eukaryota, Metazoa, Arthropoda, Insecta, Lepidoptera, Pyralidae. The transcript is spliced from 15 exons.
UAUGUUAAUGUAUUCUAUCAAUUUUAUUGAUAUAGAACCUUGUCGACAUCUAUUUAAGAGUUGGCAAUAUAAUAGCUCGUCGCUCUGCGGCUGCCGUUGACGUUUUUAUUUUCAUACGGGGAGUAUUAUUUCUUCAAAAUUUCCAAUACCUAUCUAAUCCGGCCAUCUAUUUUAAACGGAUGACUGGUAAAGUUAAAGUCUUGUAUGUUUUGUUGAUUUUUAGUAUUACAUAUGUUUUAUCGACCGGUCCAAUUCAAGGCUUCGGCAGGGAAGCCCUUCUAUGAAUAGUGCGGAUAUCUUACAUACGAAAUCUUCAAGCAAUUUGAAUAAUAUGCAAUGGAAAUUCAAUGGCUGGAAGGGGAGGUUGCUGUCGGUGGUGUUCCUGGUGGUAUUCUGCAAUUUGGUAGCAGCCCAAAAGAUUGGCGAUCCUUACCAAAUACUUGGUGUUCAUCGUAAAGCUUCACUUCCUGAAAUAAGGAAAGCUUACAAGCAGCUAGCUAAGGAAUGGCAUCCAGAUAAAAAGAAGGUUCCAAAUGCUGAGUCCCGCUUCGUAGAGAUCAAACAGGCAUAUGAAUUGCUGUCAGAUACGGAACGGAGACAGGCGUAUGAUCUGUACGGCAUCACCAAUGAGGAUGAACACAUGUACAAGCAGAGGCAUGAUUACAGCCAGUAUGCUAGAUUCAGCAAUGAUCCAUUUGAGGAAUUCUUUGGAACUCACUUCCGGACUCAAGAUCAGGACAUCACGCUUUUCCAUAAGCUGUCUGUCACUGCCAGGCAUUUCGAAAACAAUAUAAUCGAGAAGAGCGUCCACACGCCCGCCGUGGUCCUCUUCUACACGGACUGGUGUUUCGACUGCGUUCGCUCGGCGGCCGCGUGGCGGCGCCUCGUGGACGCCCUGCAGCCGCUCGGCGUCACCAUGGCGACCGUGCACGCGGGGCACGAGGCGGGGCUCGCGCGCCGCGUCGGCGUACACGGCGUGCCGUGUUUGACGCUGGUGCUGGACAAACAUGUGUACGUGUAUAAGGAGGGGCUGUCGUCUAUGCCAAAGAUUUUGGAAUUCAUCCGCUGGAAGUUCCCAUACAAGAUGGUGCGGCCCAUAAACGAUGGAAAUGUAGAGUCUUUCGUCUCUGAUUUCGAAGACAACAAGGUGAAAGCGCUGAUCUUUGAAGAGCGACCGAACAUACGGCUGAGAUACCUGAUCACAGCGUUCCAUUAUAGGAAUAGAGUGGCAUUUGGUUUUGUCGACAUGACCGCGCGCGGCACGCAGCACGCGCGCGGCCGCUUCGGCGUGCAGCGCCACACCGACACCAUGGUGCUGCUGAAGGAGGACAGCGCGGAGCCCUGCGCCACGGUCAGCACCGGCGAGAUCCCCACGCAGACGCUGCGCCAGCUCAUAUCGGCCAAUCAGAUGCUGACGCUGCCCAGGCUGUCUGAGCAGAGUGUGUUCGACACAGUGUGCCCCGUGGAGUGGCGCGCCAACCGCCGCAGGCUGUGCUGCGUGCUGCUCUGCGGCGCCGGCGCCGGCGCAGCGCGCGACGAGCUGCGGAGGAUGGCCCGCGCCGCGCCCGAUAGGCUGCAGUACGCCUAUGUGUACACUCACAAGCAGCCUUACUUCGUACAAGCACUGGCUAAUGGAUCUGGCAGCGACUCAUCAAAAAUGGACCACCGCAUCGUCAUAAUAUGGCGUCGGGAGGCGACCAGGAUCCAGUACGAGUGGCUCAACGAGACGUGGCCGUCCUGCGCACACGCACACUGCUGGGCCGACGCGGCGUCCACGCAGCCAGACUUGUUGGCGUACCAGCACAAGCUGAACGAGACCAAGAGGGCUUUGGAACAGCUCAUCAAGAGGCUGUUGAAGCCGACUGAGGUUAUGGCGUACGAGACUCACGUGCAGGAGCUCCUCGACGAGGCAGCACACGGCCCCCUCUGGCGGGCUGUGGUGAAGCUGUGCGAGUGGUGGGAACGAGCCCUGCUCGCCCUGAAGACGCACCACGCGGUCUCGCUGGCGUCCGUGCUGGCCACCGUGGCGCUGGUGCUGUGCGCCGGGUACCUCAUACAGUACCUCGUACGCGUAGAAGAAGAAUCUAUUCAGCGUCAGAAAGAAGAGCGUCGCAAACAGAGCAAUAAUAAGAAGAAUAACAACGAGCCGCCGCCCGAGAUGAGAUUACACGAACUCAGGGCGGAAAAAUAUAACGGGCUGGUCAGAUUACUUAAGCCAGGGUGCCGGACAAUAGUGCUCCUAGUGGACAUGCAAAGCCGGGUGCAGCUCUUGUCCAAAUUCCACAAGAUUGUGUGGCCUUAUCGCAAGAACAAGACUCUCCUAUUCGCGUACCUGAUGGUAGAACGGAAUAUAGAAUGGUUCCGUCGCGUGCUGCAGCUGUCGCUGGGCGGCGCGGAGCUCAGGGUCAACGCUCGCAACUGUGUGGGCACUGUGCUGGCUCUGAAUCCACAUCGCAAGUACUUCUGCAUCUACCACGCCAAGCACCCCGAGUGUGCUAAACCUCACAAGCGCAUGUCCCGCAUGACCCGGUCGCUGGGCCACGCGCUGGACCCCGAGGCGGGCGCCUUCAUCGGGUUCCACACCGACCUCUCCUCCUCCUCCGGCGACGACGCGCCAGAGCCCCCCGUCUUGUUGCAAGAGAACCUUCUAGACGGCCUGGAGAACUGGCUGGACCGUUUGUUCGAAGGCAGCACUCACCGGUACUACAUCAACUAUUGGCCCGACAUGACGACCAAGUGAACGGCCACUCGACUUUAUUGUUACGUCAAAUGAAAAAAAAAAACAAAAAUAUGACAACUGACUUUGCAUAGGUCCUGAUGCCUUAGUGCUGAAGCCUGGUGUGUUAAAAACUAUUUGUUUAUGUAAAUAUUUAUAGUUUUAAAUGAUACUGCCCAUUGUAUUAAGAGUUAAAACGGUGUUUUCGAGUUAUAUUUUAAAAAAUAUUAAGUAAUUUAAAACUUGGCUUCCGGAUUUGGCUAGAAAAAUUUACAUUUGUUAUUUUUUUUGUUGGGUACAAACGCCGUCACGUAAAAUGUAUCUUUCGGGGACUGUUGCUAAAAUACUAAAUACAUUUGAGUAGAUCGUUAUGCAGUUCAGUGUACCAAUAUGGACUUAGGUAUGUUGUCUUCUGUUAUAUUAUGAAGUGUUAUUUUUAUAAAGGGAAGUAAUUUAGUUGUUAAACGAAAAAUAUAUUUGAAUUGUACGAUAUGCAAUCAUGUUUGUGAAGAAAUAAAUUGAAGCAACAAUGUCGAAAAUAAUUUUCGAUUCCACUUGUUAUGUUUAAAGAUUAAUUUAUUAAUCGAUAAGCGAAAUCGCUCGUUAUGGAAAAAAUAGUUCGAUAUUUGUUUGAAACUUGAUAAUCUCAACUCUUAAAAACUCUUUUAUCCUUAUUUGAGUUAAAUAUUAGUGCCUGAGUAGGGAGUGGCAUAACUUAUCUUAGAAUAUAGGUGUGAGAAUAUAACCAACAUAAAUAACCGGCACGAAACUAAAAAUAUUUGAUUGAAAAUAAAAAUUACAUUUUUUUUUCUUGCCACCUCUUUCAAAUUAAUGUAGUUGGAAAGAAAGAGAGACAAAUUUUUCGUUCUUUCCUUUAUUACACUACUUAGAUAAAGUGUCUCAAGGUGAUUUUUCCCACUUGAAGUUUGUUUAAGUGCGUGUUAUUUUAAGGUUGGUUACAUUCUCGCAAUUCAAAGUGUACGAGUUCGUUUAUAUAAAAUAAUUCACACGUUUUAUAACGCUUAGGUAUAAAUUAGCGUAACAUUGAGACACAAUAAUAGAAGUAAUUCGAGUUAUUAGGGACAGUAUUAUGUCUUUGCACUUUUUAGAUUGUAAAAAAUAAACAUAUAUAAAAUAAAAUCACGCCUCUUACCCGGAGACUAAGGCAGAGAUUAAAUCAACUCCAACAAUCAGGUGUAAACGAAAAUAGUCUUUAUUGCAACGGUUUAAGAACUAAUACAUCAACAAAAUGUUGACAGUAAAAUUUGUGGAAUAUGAACUUUAUCGUCAUUGCAAUUUGGUUAGAUUUUCUUUAAUCUUGAUUCAUAAGCUUUGGAAGUGCGAACGGCUUAUAAUGUAAAGUUGCUUGCCGCAUCGCCGUCACUUUUGAUUUUGUCGCAAACUCUUUUUCUAUAUUUCAAUUUUACAUAGAUUAUAAUAAAAUAAAUAAGGAAUUUUCUAAAUCUUACAUUGUAAGUAAGUAGUCAAGGCUUCACAGGUUUUAUUAAGGUUUCGUAAUGAAUAUCGUUAUUGUGAUAUGAUUUCCUCCAAUCAGGAGAGUGCCAUAUUACAUUGGAUUCAAGGGAAAUAUUAUUAUCGUGAAUAAAUUUUGGCUUAAAAGCUAGCAACACUCAAAUGGAUGGGGCACAAUUUUGACAUAUAAACGGCAGCCAUUUUGUGCGCCAAAAUGGUAUGUUAUUUCCAUAAAUUUUCCCUUGGAUUUGAUAUAAAAUCACCAACUGUCAAAUCCAUGAAAAAUUAAAAUAAUGUUACUACUAUGUGGUAUUUUGUGUCUAAUAUUUUUAUCUUAUUAAUUAGUAUUAAACUUGUUUGUGUAUUUAUUAUACAUAUAUCUAGAUAUGUUUUAACCUGUUGAACAAAUUGUUUAAGUGUUCCUAUUUCGUGUAAUUAAGUUGGGUAUUAUUGUGCUAGUCAUUAUAAAAUUAUAUUACCAAAUAUAAAUAAUAUCUAUAUUAUAGUGGUUUCCGGUAGGUAGAUUGAUAUGGUGUGUGGUACAAGCCAUCAAUUAACCUUUAGUGUUAGGAUUUUUCUACCAUGACAUUUGUAUUGUUUUGUCGUGGUGUUUUUUUAUUUAAUAGAUUGAAUUCACCCUGUAUCUAAAUUGCACGAUCGCGUUUAAGACUCCCCUGUACGCUUAAGUUUUCAUAAUGUGUUUGACAAUGAAGUUUUGGCGUUACUUACUGUUGUUGGUAACGACAAUAAACUCAAUUUUACCUACAACAAAUCUGCUUAUGAUUGACAGAUUGCAUGAUCAGCAAAAAAACAAAAUCUUCCGUUCGUACUAAACGUACGGUCGCACGUUGUUUGGCUUAAGCGUACAGACGAGUCCGUAUCGCUGAGUUCCUACACAAGCAUAGCUACGCGGCUCGAAGUCAUUAAAGACCAAAUUACUUCGCUUCGCUUUUUAAAAUGCACCAUACGAAUAUUUACCGCCAGCUUCACUGUGUUCGAAUAUCAAGAUACGUUGUUCUAAUUUAAUUUUGGAAAAUGCUGUAGGCCCGCGGUGUGGUUCACAAUAUUUGGCAAGGCGUAUUAUCUUAUAGUCAUCUCUUUCUCCAACUCCGAAGUUAACCAAAAGGAAGAGAGAGACGACAUGUCUUGUCAACGUACGCGAAUGUGGACCCCUUGACCUAUAUCGCGCUUUUUCACAAUUUUAAAGAAAUACGUGGAGCUUAGUGGUUGGCUGAGGUUAUCACGCCACUUUGGUAGUUUUAAUUUCCAGCACAGGCCAAAAUUGUGUUUUGUUUUAUCAGAUGUAUGUUAAAUAGUUUGUGGCGUAUCCACGACCCAAGUUAUGAGCUUAUCAUGGGCCUUUCGGUGUUGUCUUUUAAUUUAUUAUAAUCGACGAGAAAUAGAUUUUUUACGGUAUGUAAAGGUGUAAAUUUUAUUUUUAAUGGCCAAGCAAAGGUUGAUAAAAUUUCUUUAUUUUUAUUAGGUUUUUGGGUGUAUUGAAUGUCAAAUGUUAAAAAAUUACUCGGUUGGUCGAUUGUUAUAAAGUAGAUUUUCACACAGCGAUAUCUAAAGCACUUUAACAAGUUUUCAACGCCAAUUUAUACAUACGUGCUAGAAAAUACUCUACUGUCUCGUAAGAUUAUUGUUUCCUAAAACAAAUUUGGCAUUGAAUUGUUUAGAUCUACAGUUGAAAUUGAAGAGGUGGUUGAUAGAACAUUGUAAAAAAAACUGACCACAGAAAGAAAAGACAGCUGUAUUAGUACGAGAAUGCUUCUAGAAUUGCUUCUAAUAUUUUGAGUAGUUUAUCCACUUGUGUAUUUGUAUCUUUAAAUAAAUUUUACAGCAAAGGUAUAUCAUUGUUAUUUUUCAUCAAUGUGUCAAAUCUGUGCAUUUCUUUAAACAAAAUUUAUUAAAAGACAAAUUUUCUAGGAUAUGUUUUGUCUAACCUAACAUUUAACUCGUACUUUUUGAUUGAUACAAAGGAGUUGCUAAUAUUUUUUGGUUAAUUUCGCGACAUUUAAGACUACAUGUAUGCAGAGUCAUUCGAUGUGGCUUAUCUUAAUAAAUAUCUCCGAAUUUAACGGAAAAGCACAAUAUAAUAGAACAUGGAAAUUGAAUGAUGUAUGUAAUACGAAAGAAAUAUUGAAAGAGCCAAUUCUAAACAAGUACAGUCAACAGUAUAUCGACUUACCCAAGUUCACUGCAAAUUCGCCUCUUUACCGCGUCAUAGAUAUAUGUAGGGUAACUUGAUAUCCAGUUGACCGUACUUCCCGCUUACCAGAUUCCUUUUGUCUGUCUUGCUUCAGCGUGACAUAACGUACAAAAGUUUAAAGCAAAAAAAAAUAAUUCCUUUCGAAAACUCCUUUUAUAUAAGAGUACAAUUUAAUAUCAAUGUAAUUUUUUCACACUUUCAGUCUUUUCAAAACUGUUGACCCUGUCUACCCCGUAAGGGAUGUAGACGAGGUAAUAUGUAUGUAUGUAAUUUUUAACCUAUUAUUUUUGUUAUUCCUGUGUUGGUCUGUAUAUGGGUUGUUAGAAAUGCUUUUAUUAUAUACUAAAAAUAGUUUAAAUUAUUUUACAUAAUUGUUAUAAGAAUUGAAUCUAUCCUUUAUGUCUUAAUUCCAGUAUAAAUUUUUAUAAUAAAUGAAUGACUAAAUAUUAAUCUAUCUUUUAUUAAUUUUUUACCGAACAUAA